AUGUCGGCCAAUCGUGCCCGGGCAAUGCAGCGAUCCUCCUCCGCCUCAUCCGGUCGGGUCCCUCCGAUUCCGUCUGUACCGAAUGAGUCGCCUAGGCAAUCUACCAGUUCAGUGAUUCACAUCCCAUCUAUCCGGAUGCCAGAUGAAGAGGAUGGUGAGGAGACAACAACCGGGCUGAAUUUGACUGAAAGUGGUGAUUCUCCCAUUCGAUUGUCUUCGGACGACGAUCAAACAGACAAAGAUAGAUAUGGUCCGUGA
Messenger RNA from Echinostoma caproni, 258 nucleotides. Lineage: Eukaryota; Metazoa; Platyhelminthes; Trematoda; Plagiorchiida; Echinostomatidae. The record is from the annotation of a GenBank genome assembly.